CAUUUACUUUCAUACCAUCCGAAGAAGAAAUCCCUCGUUAGCACCCGGAGUGGUGGAGUGUUUUACACUGUUGUUUACUUUAUGUGAUCAUUUAAAACAGCUAUCAUGGAGAUCGGAACAGAAAUUAGCAAGAAAAUAAGAGCUGCGAUAAAGGCCAAGCUACAAGAACUUGGUGCAUAUAUUGAUGAGGAGCUACCAGAUUACAUCAUGGUGAUGGUAGCAAACAAGAAAACUUCUCAGCAAAUGGCUGAUGAUCUCGCCCUGUUCCUUGGAAACAACACUAUCAAGUUCACGGCCUGGCUGCAUGGUGUGCUUGAGAAGUUACGGUCCGUUGCUGUCGAGCCUGAAUCUCUCAAGCAUCCGUCCGACUAUACUGUAACCAUCAAGGCAGCUGGCGCUGACGGCAGAGCAGAAAAUUCAAAGGCGUUGACGGUUACCAGCACACGCACUGACAGAACAGAAGCCUGUGUGUCCAGCUCCGCUUAUGAAACAAGACAAGCUCCUGGAGAGAAGGGUCCGUCUCGACUCACCACUGCUGUCAAACCACUGGUGGAGCCGCUCCCUUCUGAUGUCAUUGACAUCAAGCCUGAGAUGGACGACGACCUCAUUGAUGAUUCCAGGUCGUCCGGACGAGCUGCUGCACACCAGGAGAGUAGGAGCAGCAGAUCAUCCAGAAGUGGGUCAAAGGUGGAAGUGUCACGUAAGCGUAAGGCUCCAGUUGCAAGUUCAGUGGUGCGAGUCAACCGUGAAGAGGAGGAUGACAGCGACGACGUGGAGGAGGAUGAAGGCCACAGAGGAAGAGGAGUGUCCAGUCGCGUGUCCUUGCCUUCCAAACCAGAGCGCAAGCCCUCACUUCCACCAGCAAUGCAGGCCAACAGGAACCUGAUUCUCAAGGCCAUUUCUGAAGCACAGGAUUCUAUCACCAAGACCACAGCGUACCCAGCGAUACCUCAGAGACGGACCGCCCCAGUGGCGCCUCGCGCUCGCCUGGCCAGCAGCAGAGACGUCACUGCAGCGCUGCAGUUGGUCCAGGAGCACCUGCAUACUCUGGCCCCUCAAGCACAAACCUACACUCCCUCAGAGAUCCCCACCUCCAGAACAGUCGCACCUGCCCGAUCGGUCAGUUCGCGCCUUCAGGUGCCCGCUGUUGAGCAGAACAGUGAGAAAGAGCCCAGUGAAGAGAAUGAAGAAGUAACUGAAAUCGCCGAGGCGAGGACCUUCGACACUCGGUCCAUCAUAGUGAGUCAGCCACAGCAGAGUGAGUCUCAGAGCCGCAACCUGUCGCAACCAAAGCAGAAAGAAGAAGUCCAGUCUGCGUUACCUCGCACUGUCCAGCCCAGCAACGUUAAGGAGCAGGAAAGUUCCGCCAGCCCCAAGUUCAUCGUGACACUAGACGGCAUCCCGAGUCCGCUGGGCGACAUCACAGACUUCGACAUGGAAGAUGAGUCCCACCCAUCCAGGCUCACAGAUGCUUCAGUCCAAAGUGGCAAGAUGCUUGAAAGUGGAGACAGAAUAUCUCAAGCUCCACCAGAUAUGAUGGAGGAUGAAAUGAUGGAGGAUGAAAUGAUGAUGAUGAUGAUGGAAGAGGAAGAGGAUGAGGAGGAGAGCAUCCCGUAUAAGAAGCAGAAAGGCCCGGAGCGCUGCAAGUUCUGGCCCGUGUGCAAGACCGGAGACGAGUGUCCGUACCACCAUCCCACCACCCCGUGCAAAACCUUCCCCAACUGCCAGUUUGGGGAUAAAUGUCUGUUUGUUCACCCCAACUGCAAGUUUGACGCCCGCUGCACCAAACCUGACUGUCCCUUCACUCACGCCAGCGUCAGGAAGCCAAAACAAGCUGCUCCAGUUCAGAGACCAGCGCCACCAACGGUUCAAACCCCCAACGCUUGCCGCUUCUUCCCAGAGUGCAAGAAGAUGGACUGUCCCUUCUAUCACCCAAAGCCUUGUCGCUAUGCGGGCGCCUGUAAACGUCCCGAUUGUACCUUCUUCCACCCGAACGUAUCUGUGCCUCCGAGACACGCUCUGAAAUGGUCGAAAGCUCAGAGCAGCACCGCAGAAGUCGCCCAAAUGUGAAGAAGAAUGUCCGCCCGGGAUUUUAUAUAGAAGACUUUCAUUUCAAUAUGCGUGAUACUGUGUGAAGCGUUUUAAAGCAGAGAUUUUCUACUUAUUCCUUUUGACUUUGGUCAGUAUUAAAAUACAAUCAGCAGCAA
This is a messenger RNA of Synchiropus splendidus (mandarinfish), 2207 nucleotides long. RefSeq names its product zinc finger CCCH-type containing 14 (gene zc3h14). Lineage: Eukaryota; Metazoa; Chordata; Actinopteri; Syngnathiformes; Callionymidae. The transcript has 18 exons. Gene Ontology annotation, molecular function: poly(A) binding; metal ion binding. Gene Ontology annotation, cellular component: nucleus; cytoplasm. The record is from RefSeq and is a predicted model, not a curated record. Gene Ontology annotation, biological process: regulation of mRNA stability. The coding region runs from base 106 to 2070 and encodes 654 amino acids.